CCCAUCCGACAAUGCCACUAGCCUCCAUUUCCGUUGAUUGAGCUCUCUUCUCUCUGCUCUUAACUCACCUUCCGCAAUCCCCGCAGAAGUAACGAAUUAGAAAGAGAAAUACAGACACAGAAUUAAACCCCAUGAGCCUUGAAAGGGUUUAAUCUCAUUUACAUUCCAUCUAAUCUCGUUUUACUCUACCUUCAUAUGUUGAUAAAUCCCUGAAAUUUUCCUUUUAUGGGUUGUGUUUCGUCUAAGCAAACGGUGUCGGUGACGCCGGCGAUUUACAAUUCCGGCGAAAAUGGGAAUCUGGGUGAGUCCGGUAGGAGCCAGGGGAUUGAAAAAACCAAGAAGAAGAAAAAGAAGAGGACUGAUUCAGGUGUGAGCGAGUUUGAUUUGGGUGAAUCAGGGAGAACGAGUUCCAUUAACGAGUCAGUGAGUUUCAGACUGGGAGAACAAAUCACUACUGGGUGGCCGACUUGGCUAACCGCCGUCGCCGGCGAUGCUAUUCACGGCUGGGUUCCUCUUAAAGCAGAUUCAUUUGAGAAAUUGGAGAAGAUUGGACAAGGUACUUAUAGUAGUGUAUUCAAAGCACGAGAAAUUGAAACAGGAAAGAUAUUUGCUUUGAAGAAGAUCAGAUUCGACAAUUUGGAUCCUGAAAGUGUUAGGUUUAUGGCGAGAGAGAUAAAGAUCUUACGUAAGUUUGAUCAUCCAAACAUUAUUAAAUUAGAGGGUUUAAUCGCUUCAAGAUUAUCAUGUAGUUUAUACCUUGUAUUUGAGUAUAUGGAUCAUGACAUUGCUGGUCUUAUCUCCAAUCCCGAUUGCAACUUCACCGAAUCACAGGUGAAAUGUUACAUGAAACAAUUCUUAAUGGGUAUCGAACAUUGUCAUUCUAAAGGUGUAAUGCAUCGAGAUGUUAAGGGUGCGAAUCUUCUAGUAAACGAUGAAGGGAUAUUAAAAGUGGGUGAUUUUGGAUUGGCGAAUUUCUGCAAUUCUUCCACUUUUGAUGGUGUUAAGCAGCCUUUGACGAGUCGAGUUGUCACUUUAUGGUAUCGUCCGCCUGAGCUUUUGUUGGGUUCGACGGAAUAUGGGUCGGCGGUUGAUCUGUGGAGCGUUGGCUGUGUAUUUGCAGAGCUUCUUCUUGGUAGACCUAUUUUACAAGGCAGGACUGAGGUUGAACAAUUGCAUAAAAUCUUUAAGCUUUGUGGUUCGCCUAGUGAUGAUUAUUGGAAAAAAUCGAAACUUCCUCAUGCAACUCUGUUUAAACCGCAACACCCUUAUGAAAGUUCCUUAUGGGAAACCUGCAAAGACCUUCCUAAACCGGCUGUAAAGCUUAUCGAAACAUUGCUCUCCGUCGAACCUCAUAAACGAGGAACCGCCACUUCGGCUUUGGCUUCCGAGUAUUUCACAACAAAGCCAUAUGCAUGUGAUCCAUCAAUUUUACCAAAAUAUCCACCUUGUAAGGAAAUUGAUGCAAAAAGUCGCGAAGAAGAAAAUCAUAUGAAGAGGCCUCCGGUUGAACGAUCACGUGGAUCAGAUGCAACAAGAAAGCUUACGAGAAGAAGACCAAACAGAGUCAACAAGUUAGCGGCUGCAGCUCCCACAAAGGCUCGGUUUAGUCACGGUUUGGCCAAUAAAGGUUAUAAAGCGAAUAGUUUUAAGGAAGAGGGUUCUUCUUCCCAUACCAAGAAUGCAUCAUCACAAGGAGAUGUUCCAUAUUCGGGUCCACUCCAAAUUUCAGGUUCGAGUGGAUUCGCGUGGGCUAAGAGAAGGCUUAACGAGUCUUCAAGUUCGAGAAGCCUAUUUGAAUGUCGAACGAAUUCGAGGGAGGAAGAUUCAUUCGAGAGGAUUAGCCAUUCGAUGCUGAAACAGUGGAGCCAGUUAGAUCGACAACAUGACUCUUUCGAUGCUUCCGAUGAAUAUCAUUCGCAGGAACUAUCGGACGCGAUUUAUCAACGCGAACGGAGUAUAGAUAAGAGGAUCAACGUGGUUUAUGAAGAUCAAGCUGAGAAAGUAGAAUUUUCGGGACCUCUGCUUACUAAAUCGCUUAAAGUAGACGAGCUUCUGGCUAGGCAUGAUCGUCAAAUUCGACAUGCAAUCCGAAAAUCAUGGUUUCAAAGAGGUAACAAACAUGAGAAGUAAACGCGAGAAUGGAAUCCUCAAACUCAAACUCGGGUUAUUUCCCAAACCAACCAAACAUCUCGGUUAACAAAAACAUGCGAUCAUCGGCCGAACAAUCACCGAGAACAGUUGGGGGAGAGACAAGGAACAAGACAAUCUUGUACAUUGUUUUUCAGUUUAGGAUCUGAUCAAAUUGUAUGUUGUGAUCAAAUAUGACAUUUUAUAAAACCAGAGACAAUAUGGUUUAUGUACAAAUUAUAUGAAUUGAGAAUGCCUCCAUCUGCAACAAUGAAUUUCUUUUAUUUAUA
Messenger RNA from Impatiens glandulifera, 2417 nucleotides. Its product is annotated as protein IMPAIRED IN BABA-INDUCED STERILITY 1-like. NCBI's taxonomy places the organism in Eukaryota, Viridiplantae, Streptophyta, Magnoliopsida, Ericales, Balsaminaceae. The record is from RefSeq and is a predicted model, not a curated record. The transcript is spliced from 5 exons. Gene Ontology annotation, cellular component: nucleus; cyclin-dependent protein kinase holoenzyme complex. Gene Ontology annotation, molecular function: cyclin-dependent protein serine/threonine kinase activity; RNA polymerase II CTD heptapeptide repeat kinase activity; ATP binding. Gene Ontology annotation, biological process: positive regulation of transcription elongation by RNA polymerase II; protein phosphorylation. The coding region runs from base 226 to 2130 and encodes 634 amino acids.